Molecule: messenger RNA, 696 nt
Organism: Coprinopsis cinerea okayama7#130
Lineage: Eukaryota; Fungi; Basidiomycota; Agaricomycetes; Agaricales; Psathyrellaceae
Product: acetyltransferase
Exons: 3
Coding region: 1-696 (231 amino acids)
Molecular function (GO): acyltransferase activity, transferring groups other than amino-acyl groups
Source: RefSeq, a predicted model, not a curated record
AUGCUCACCUCUAUGCCACCCAUUGAGCGACACCCAAUCACCGGCGAGAUGAUCCUCCGCCUGCGGAAGCAUCCCAACCUUAUCCUGACACCCCCAAGGGAAAGCGAUGUACCAAAGUUGGCGGAGUACCUGAGCGACCCAAGAAUAUCCUCUUUUUUGGCAAGCCCACCAAUACCAUAUCGUAUUGAGCACGCACAAGCCUGGCUGGCGCGGGCGAUUUCUGAGCGGGGCGCAGUUGUCGAGGAGAUAGAGAGCAAAGGAAGCGGUCCAUUCACCGGCUGUCCUUUCCAAUUCAUCCGACAGCUGAAAGGCGAUGGAUCCGACGAGAUGAUAGGAGCCAUCCAUUUGGUCCCGUGGCCCAAAGGCAGGGUGCCGGACGUUGAUGACCUGAGGGAGUCAGGGAGCUCUGUCACUGAGGUCAUCUGGACCAUAGGCAAUUGGCUCACACCAGCUCUCCAUGGUCAAGGUAUUAUGACAAACGCUGUCGAGACUAUUUUGCAUGACUGGGGGGUUCCCUGGAUGGACGUCCGGAAGGUCAUCGUUGGCGCUUUCAUAGAAAACCCGGCGAGUGUGAAGGUGUUCGAGAAAAAUGGGUUCAAGACGUGGUCUAUCGUGGAAAACGCGCUCGAGGUCAGGGGUGAGAUGAAGGGGCUGCACACCCUCCUGUGGACUCGAAAUGAACUCAGCUGCAGCUGA